AGAAAAUGGGUAAAGGAGGGAAGUCUCAUGGAGAGGAAGAACAUUGUGACAACAUGGCUGCUUGGCUUCUUGGUAUUAAUACGCUCAAGAUCCAACCUUUCAAUCUUCCUGCUCUUGGACCCCAUGAUGCGAGAGUUAGGAUGAAGGCAGUUGGUAUAUGUGGAAGUGAUGUUCACUACCUCAAGACCUUGAGAUGUGCACAUUUCGUAGUGGAAGAGCCAAUGGUGAUUGGGCAUGAGUGUGCUGGGAUCAUAGAAGAAGUUGGGAGUGAGGUGAAGCAUCUGAUUCCUGGUGACCGAGUGGCACUGGAACCAGGGAUUGGUUGCUUUCAGUGUAGUCUUUGCAAGGAAGGUCGAUACAAUCUCUGCCCUGAGAUGAAAUUUUUUGCCACUCCACCAGUUCAUGGUUCUCUUGCCAAUCAGGUGGUGCACCCAGCGGACCUGUGCUUUAAAUUGCCUGAUAACAUGAGCUUGGAGGAAGGAGCAAUGUGUGAACCGUUAAGUGUUGGUGUACAUGCUUGUCGCCGAGCAAAUAUUGGUCCAGAGACAAACGUGUUGGUCAUGGGAGCAGGGCCUAUAGGCCUUGUCACCAUGAUGGCAGCUCGUGCUUUUGGUGCACCUAGAAUUGUCAUAGUGGAUGUUGAUUAUUAUAGGUUAUCUGUUGCAAAAGACCUUGGUGCAGAUGAAAUUGUUAAAGUUACAACAAAUAUGCAGGACAUAGCUGAAGAAGUGGAACAGAUACAUAAAGCUAUGGGAGCUGGAGUGGAUGUGACGUUUGAUUGUGCUGGCUUUAAUAAAACUAUGUCAACAGCCCUUAGUGCCACUUGUUCCGGUGGCAAAGUGUGCCUUGUUGGUAUGGGCCACAAUGAGAUGACUGUGCCGCUCACUCCAUCUGCUGCAAGGGAGGUGGAUGUGAUUGGCGUCUUCCGAUAUAAGAACACAUGGCCAUUGUGCAUUGAGUUCAUAAGAAGUGGUAAGAUUGAUGUGAAGCCACUCAUAACUCAUAGGUUUGGGUUCACCCAGAAGGAAGUUGAAGAAGCUUUUGAAACCAGUGCUCGUGGUGGCCAAGCUAUUAAGGUCAUGUUCAAUCUGUGAGCUCUCUACACCAAGGCCAAGGAAAUUUAUAUACCAUGUAAAGUCUGUAUAAUAAAUAACUGAGGUUAUCAAUAAACAGACUGUCUUAUCUCUUGGUUAAACUCUUCUUUUCUAAUUAAGUUUGGAUGUCUCUUGUCCUUGGGUACAA
Carica papaya (papaya) is the source of this 1242-nucleotide messenger RNA. RefSeq names its product GroES-like zinc-binding alcohol dehydrogenase family protein. The record is from RefSeq and is a predicted model, not a curated record. Gene Ontology annotation, molecular function: oxidoreductase activity, acting on the CH-OH group of donors, NAD or NADP as acceptor; zinc ion binding. Lineage: Eukaryota; Viridiplantae; Streptophyta; Magnoliopsida; Brassicales; Caricaceae.